AUGCUGGCGCUGCGCUCGCUCCGAGCGGCGCGGGGCGCGGGCUGUGGACUGUGUGGCCUGUGGGAGGGGCGAUGGGCGUCGACGGCGGCGGAGGCCUACCGGUUAGACUCCGAGCUGCAGGGCGCGGAUCCCCCCGUGGAGCUCCCCACGUUCGUGGGCGACCGCAGGGCAGCCGAGCUGCGGAAGCGGCCGUUGGCCCCGACGUUGCCGCUGGCCGAGGCGAUCGCGUGGGCUCGGGAGCGAGCCGUUGAGCUGUCGAAGCAGCGCCAGGAGAAGGGCGGCAAGGGCCUCCUCGGCUCGCUCGACGUGCACUUCCGGCUGAGCGUGGACCCGAAGAAGGGCGACCAGGUCGUGCGCGGCGCCGCGGUGCUGCCCCACAGCACCGGCAAGGCGGUGCGCGUGGCGGUGUUCGCGGAGGGCUCCGCGGCGCAGGCCGCGAUCGAGAGCGGCGCGGACGUCGUCGGCGGCGAGGAGCUGAUCGAGGAGAUCUCCCGCAGCGCCGGCAAGUCGGUGGACUUCGACAAGACGAUCACCACGCCGGCGAUGAUGCCGCGCGUGGCCAAGGUGGCGCGCAUCCUGGGCCCGCGCGGGCUGAUGCCGAACGCCAAGCUGGGGACGGUCACGCAGGACGUGGGCCCGCUCGUCGCGCAGAUGAAGAAGGGCCGCGCCGAGUUCCGCGUGUCGCGGGAGCGCCUGAUCUGUGCGGGGCUCGGGCGCGUGAGCGAGGACGGCGCGACGGAUGGGCCGCUCGCGGAGAACCUCGCGGCCUACACCGCCGCCAUCCUGGACGCCAAGCCCAAGGCGGUGAAGGCGGCGGGGAUGCGCGGGUACAUCUCGUCCGUACGCGUGUGCACGACGUUUGGGCCGUCGGCGCUGGUCGACCUGGCGACCGUCGAGCGCGCGGUGCGGGACUACCGGGCCAAGGGCGCGGGGAUGUGA
Messenger RNA from Pedinophyceae sp. YPF-701, 939 nucleotides. Lineage: Eukaryota; Viridiplantae; Chlorophyta; Pedinophyceae. The record is from the annotation of a GenBank genome assembly.